AUGGACAUCGCGGAGUACGUCGCGUUCAUGGACGGCGGCGGCCGGGGCCCGCGGGGUGACGAGCUGCGGCGGCGGGCCAGGGAGCACCUGCUCGCGUCCGGCUGGACCCUCUACAAGUUCGCCAAGUGCGACGGCCGCCAGGAGCUCCGCUACCGGGCGCCCCACGGCGCCUCCUACAUCUCCCUCAUCGUCGCCUGCAAGAAGUUCCAGCUCUUCACCACCGCGCCGCCGAGGACCCCCGCGGCCGCUCGCGGGAAGCCGCGUAGGAAGAGGAGCGCGUCGCCGGGUUGUUCGUCCGGGAAGGGGAUGGGGAAGGAGAUCGCUCGUGUGAUAGGCCCGAUCGGUGCGGAAAAUGGCGGCUGUAAGAGGGGGUUUGGCGACGGCGAGGAGGACGGGUGUGGGCCGGCCGUCGGCAAUCCGUUCGCCGGCGAGUGCCGCGCGAGGCACAGGAAGGUGAGGAGGGUCUCCGCGCUCUACGCCGACGACGCCCUCCAGAAGUACGCCGCCAAGAAGAGGAAGAAAGCGUCGGCGUCGGCGUCUCCCGCGGCGUCUCCCCAAAGCUCUGCGUCUCCCGCGGCGUCUCCCCAAAGCUCUGCGUCUCCCGCGGCGUCGCCGUCGCGCGUGCUGCGGCCGAGGCCCAAAGACGGCGACAAGGCAGAGGCGGCGGCGGCGUGCCGGCCGACCCGCGCGAGGACGAUCCUCGCGGUGCUCAUGGACAAGAAAAUCUUCCCCCCGACGGCCAAGAUGUCCUACAAGCGAUCCAGGGACGAGCCUCCGGCGAAGCAGGGCACGGUCACCGCGCAAGGGACCAUACGGUGCGCGUGCGGCUGCGGCGGCAAGGCCUUCACCGUGGCGGAGUUCGCGGCGCACGCUGGCGGCGGAUGCGGCGAUGACCGCCCGUCGGCGAGCGUGUACCUCAACGACGGCAGGUCGCUGUCGCAGUGUCUGGUGCAGCUGAUGCGCGCCCACGGCGGCGGCAGCAGCAGGGCCAUGGGCUCGCCGUCGCCGCGCGCGAGGCUGAAGCGCAGAUGCCCGCCCGAGCUGGGGGACGGCGACUGGGUGUGCUCCGUCUGCGCCGACUUCGGUGACAUGCUGAUCUGCGACUGCUGCCCGUCGACGUUCCACCACGGCUGCGUCGGCCUCGACGCCACCCCGCACGGGGAGUGGUUCUGCCCUUCCUGCCGGUGCGCCGUCUGCGGCUCCAGCGAGUUCGAGCUCGACGACGGCCAGUUCACCGACAAGACGGUGAUCUACUGCGACCAAUGCGAGCGAGAGUAUCAUGCCGGCUGCGUCAGGGGCAGGGGCGACCAGCUCGAGUGCUGCCCGGAAGGGCCAUGGCUCUGCGGCCAUGACUGCUCGAACAUUUUCCAGCGUCUGCAAGGGCUGGUUGGCAGAUCAAUGCCUACAUCAGCGGAAGGCGUGACCUUCACCGUGUUGAGAUCAACGAAGCUCCCCGAGGAGGAGGCCAUGGCGGCGGAGGAGCACGGGAAGCUGUGCGCGGCGUUCGACGUGCUCCAUGAAUGCUUCAUCACCCUCAUCGAGCCGCAGACGCGGACCGACCUCAGCCACGACAUCGUCUUCAACAGAGAAUCGGAGCUGAGACGGCUAAAUUUCCGGGGAUUCUACGUGGUCGGUCUCGAGAAAGGCGGCGAGCUCAUAACCGUGGGCACGCUCAGGGUGUACGGGAGGAAGGUCGCGGAGCUGCCGCUCGUCGGGACCCGGUUCGUGCAUCGCCGGCAAGGGAUGUGCCGCCUCCUCAUAAACCAACUGGAGAAGUUGCUUGGCGAGUUAGGGGUGGAGAGGCUCGUGCUGCCGGCGGUGCCCGAGCUUCUACCGACAUGGACCGGAUCCUUCGGUUUCCAGGCCAUGAGCCAUUCCGACAGGAUGGAGAUCGCGGAGCACACCGUCAUGUGCUUUCAGGGAACCACAAUGUGCCACAAGUUCAUCGUCAGCGCCGCGACUCCAUGA
Molecule: messenger RNA, 1968 nt
Organism: Triticum turgidum subsp. durum (durum wheat)
Lineage: Eukaryota; Viridiplantae; Streptophyta; Magnoliopsida; Poales; Poaceae
Source: the annotation of a GenBank genome assembly